AUUAAAUAGUGGCCUCGACGACGACCAAACUAAUCUUCUCCACCAAUAGCAAUAGCAAUGACAAAUUAGGAAUAGCAAUGGCGUCCUUGACUAGUUGUAUAUAUAUCUCCUCCACCAAACCCUCCCCGAAUUUCCUAAACCUCUUUCUCACCAAAUCCAAACACACCUUUCGCUCUCCUCAUUCACCUCUUCAUUUCCGAACCUUAAUUCCACGAUCCAUUUUCCGUUGUUCUUCUAAAAUCCCCAAAUUGCCCAAAUCGAAACCUAGAAUUUUCGACAAUAUCGACAAACAUCAUCAUCAUAAUCGUGUCCGGACAAGGAAUAUUGUUGGCGGCGAGGCUAAAAUGACGGUGACAGCGGCGGUGCAAGACGGAACCCUAAUUGUGAAUGGGAAGGCGGUGGUGGUCGGUGUGCCGUCCAACAUUGUUGUCCGCCAGGUGUUCGACGAUUUGCCUGCUGCUGCUGCUGCUGCUGCUGCUGCAUUUAUUGGCGCUGCCUCCACUUCUCCCAGCUCCAGACAUGUCUUUCGGCUUGGUCAUUUUCAGGAGUGCAAGUAUGUGUCCUUGUUCAGACACAAAAUUUGGUGGAUGAUACCUCGUUUUGGUAGCUUGGGAAAGGACAUCCCGAUCGAGACACAAAUGCUGCUACUCGAAGAGACGGAUCCGGCUGGCGACACUUUUUAUGUGUUGCUAUUGCCUGUAUUGGAAGGGAAAUUCCGCGCGACUUUGCAAGGGAAUUCAUCGAACGAGCUUGAAUUGUGUGUCGAAAGCGGAGACGAACAAAUCGAAACCAUGGAAGUGACUGAAUCCGUUCUCAUUAAUUCGGGGCGUAACCCUUUCGAGCUCAUAAAGGAUUCUUUCAAGAUUCUUGAGAAGUGCAAAGGCACAUUCACUAAUCUUGUCAACAAAAAGAAACCGGCACAUUUAGAUUGGUUCGGUUGGUGUACUUGGGAUGCUUUUUAUAAAGACGUAAAUCCGGUUGGAAUUAAAGAAGGCCUCGAAAGUUUUCUAGAAGGUGGUUGCCCUCCGAAGUUUUUGAUCAUCGACGACGGAUGGCAAGAUACGUGUAAUGAGUUUCACAAGGAAGGCGAGCCAUUGAUCGAAGGAACACAAUUUGCGAGUAGAUUAGUCGAUAUUAAGGAAAGUGCAAAAUUUAUGGCGUCCGGGGUCGACAUUUCGUGUUACAAUCUCCGCGACCUUGUCAACUACAUCAAAGAAGAAUAUAGCGUGAAAUUCAUCUACGUUUGGCACGCGUUGCUCGGGUACUGGGGAGGGCUUCUUCCAUCGUCGGAAAAAAUGAAGAAAUACAAUCCGAAGAUAAUACAUCCCUUGCAAUCUCCCGGAAACAUAGGAAAUAUCCGUGACAUUGCCAUGGAUAGUAUAGAAAAAUACGGAGUCGGUCUUAUCGAUCCGGAGAAAGCUUACGACUUUUAUAACGAUCUCCACAGCUAUCUUUCCAGCUGCAAUGUUGACGGAGUGAAAGUAGACGUGCAAAAUCUGGCAGAGACACUUGGCAAUGGUUACGGAGGCCGGGUCACCGUUACCCAACGAUUUCAAGGAGCGUUAGAGGAGUCAAUUGCGAAGAAUUUCGAAGAGAAUAAUUUGAUAAGCUGUAUGAGCUUGAACAACGAUUAUGUUUACAGCUCGAAGAAGAGUGCCACUGCAAGAGCGUCGGAAGACUUCAUGCCGCGGGAGCCUUCGUUUCAAACUUUGCACGUUGCUUCCGUGGCCUUCAAUAGCCUUCUGCUCGGAGAGGUUUCCGUGCCCGAUUGGGACAUGUUCCAGAGCAACCAUUACACAGCCGAAUUCCACGGCGCGGCAAGAGCGUUAGGUGGAUGCCCGGUGUAUGUGAGCGACAAGCCCGGAAAGCACGAUUUCAAAGUCUUGAAGAAAUUAGUGUUGCCCGAUGGCUCGAUACUAAGAGCUCGAUAUGCUGGACGGCCCACACGCGACUGCUUAUUUGUGGACACUGUAGUCGAUGGCAAAAGCUUGUUGAAGAUUUGGAACUUGAAUAAGUUUUCGGGAGUGAUCGGUGUGUUUAACUGCCAAGGAGCCGGAAAUUGGCCGAUGAUGGAUGAUCCGGCGCAUUAUGCCAACUCGUCAUCCGAGCCUCGAGUUUUGUCAAGCCAAUUGAGUCCCGAAGACAUCGAUUUUCUUGAAGAAGUUACUGAUGAAAGUUGUGAUGGUGAAUGUGCUGCCUACGCGUUUCAUACCGGUUCGCUUUCUCGACUCUCCAAAGAGGAAAGGAUCAAAGUGUCAUUAGCCACUCUUGAAUGUGAAGUAUUCACCGUCUCUCCGAUAAGGGUUUUGAACGAGGACUUGCAAUUUGCUCCGAUCGGGUUAAUUGACAUGUACAACUCCGGGGGAGCGGUACAAGGUUUGAGGUUGUCCCAAAAAGCUUCGGAACAGAGUGUAAUAAUUGAAGCCCGAGGCAGCGGCCGGUUGGGUGCAUACUCAAGUAAGAAACCGGUUCGUUGCACAGUGGAUGGCGAGGAAUUCGAAUUUGUGUAUUUUUCAGACAAUGGUUUGCUUAUCGUAAAUCUUGAAGGUGAAUGCAAAGUCAGGGAUAUUAGUUACUGCUAUUAGCAUUUUUUUGUUUUGAUCAAUCGAUUUUUCAAUGAAAUUGGCUGGUUUGGAGUUUUAUUUUUCUUUUGAAGGGAAAUUUGGAUCGAUUGUUCAGAUGAUCUAGUCGAGAAUAAGCCGAUGAUGUUGUUGUUGUCGUCGGCAUUUUAAAGGUUGAAAAGGUUGCCAUUGUGAAUUUUGGAUUGUAAUAAGAAUGUUGUUUCAAAAGAUAUUUUGUGGUGAAGUAUUUACCGUUUACAUCU
Molecule: messenger RNA, 2824 nt
Organism: Andrographis paniculata
Lineage: Eukaryota; Viridiplantae; Streptophyta; Magnoliopsida; Lamiales; Acanthaceae
Product: probable galactinol--sucrose galactosyltransferase 2
Exons: 14
Coding region: 78-2585 (835 amino acids)
Source: RefSeq, a predicted model, not a curated record